Molecule: messenger RNA, 441 nt
Organism: Caenorhabditis briggsae
Lineage: Eukaryota; Metazoa; Nematoda; Chromadorea; Rhabditida; Rhabditidae
Exons: 2
Coding region: 1-441 (146 amino acids)
Source: RefSeq, a predicted model, not a curated record
AUGUCUGGAACUUCGAAUAACGCCGAUCCGCUGCCAAAAGUGGUUGUCUCGGAGGUUGUUGAUGAGAAAAGAAAGAAGAGUGUGGGAAAGGAAAUGAAGGAAAUCGCAAAAUCGUUGGUAAAGAAUGAGAAGGGUAUCACUGUUUUGAUGAGCUAUCGCAAGAAAAUCUAUUCGGAAGAACGAAAGGAGGAUGAACUUUUCGAAUACUUCUCAACUACUAUCUCCGAAAGCUUGGGAAAAUUCUUUUCCGUCGUCAAGAAAGACGUCAACGAGGCCAUUAGAACUAUCCGGUCCGCGAGUGAACGUAUUGAGAGACUUCUCAAAAUGCUUGGGAACAUCCCUCAAAAUGCUUCGGAAAAAAUGGAAAUGUUCAAGAACGUUGCCGACGAAAUGAAAGUUCCUGCCCAGUUGUUGGAAAAAGAAACGGAAAAGGCUGAGUAA